AAAUUUGAAACGAAAGUAAGGAUUGAUUAUGUCUCAUUAUGUAUUACAAUGUUCCUUAAAAUUAUCACAGGGCAAUGACAGAGUUCUUGAGGGACAGGCUGCUUACAGAUUGGGACAGGCCUACGAUAAAAUUGGAGAGGGUGAAACUGCUUUAGAGUACUUAAACAACUACUUGGAUACAUGUAAUGCAACCAAGGAUAGUGAUGGUAUUGGUAAAGCAUGUGAUGCCAUCGCCAAAUCCUAUGCAAGGCAAGGCAAACUAGAAAAAAGUAUAGAUUAUCUGAUGAAAUUUGUGGAGGUCACGAAACAGAGCGGGGAGGAGAAAGGCCUCAGUAAAGCUUGUCAUAAUCUGGGAAAUAUAUUUAAUUCUUUGGGUCGGUAUGAAGAAGCCACUGAGUAUUUCAGUAAGGCUUACAACAUAGCCCGAUCCAUGGGAGACUUAGAAUCCAUCAACACAAACAGAGUCCAGUAUGGCAUCUCCAUGGCACACAAGAUGUUGAAGGGACUGAGCGAGCACAUCGUCAUGGGAACCCGACCGGCCCUAGAGAGGCUCUGUGAGUUGAGGGAUGCUAGAACAGACGACUUUAAGAAGCCUUUCCCUGAGCCAAAAGUAGAGGAGCCCCCUGCACCAUCAGCGCCUAAAGAGGAACCUGAAAAGCCUGCCUCUGAAAAAGCGGAGUCAAGCAAGGGAGAGGAAGCAAGCUAAAGGGAGAUCAUUUAGAAUUUUGAAAGUGAAGUAAAAUUUCAAAAAUGAACCAAAAACUUAAGAUCAAUGUGGUUCAAUCCCUAUGUGGGGGGAAAAAGAUCCUGUGAUAUUUUAUUCUUGUUGAUACAUAUAUAUAAUGCUUAGUGCAUUCAUACUUAAUUCCUGUGUAAGAACAUGAUUAUGAUAUGUGCUAGUACACAUGUACAUAUAUGGUAUGAAUCAGAAAUGUCAUGUUACUGAUAUGGGAGUGCCUUAUGUGCUAUAUAUUGAACUUGAUUUGGUACAGGCACAAUCUGUAUUGCAUUCUGUUCUGUAAAUGUCAUUCUAUCUACAUCAUGUUGAUUGUACAUUUUUUGUUUUUUGUAAAAUGUAAAAUGUCAUUGAAUAAAUUCACUUACAUAAAACUUAAAAA
Molecule: messenger RNA, 1118 nt
Organism: Magallana angulata
Lineage: Eukaryota; Metazoa; Mollusca; Bivalvia; Ostreida; Ostreidae
Product: tetratricopeptide repeat protein 29-like
Exons: 6
Coding region: 29-706 (225 amino acids)
Molecular function (GO): protein binding
Source: RefSeq, a predicted model, not a curated record